UGAUAAAAACAAUGGUAUGUAUUCGCCAGGGAAGAAGGAAUCCAGGCUCCACCCAGUUCCUUCCCAUAUAUAAAACAAGGGGGCACAGCUGGAGAGACUUUCUCUAGUAAGAGCACCCUUCUCUCCUGAGAUUAUUCCCACAAAAAGUUGAUCUUACAGUUCACUCUGAGCCUGUUCUUCGGCCGCCUGUGUAGUCUGAACUCCCUCACGAUGAACGACAGUGACCUUGUGGACACGGAGGACGUGCCGAGAGAUGAGAUUCUGGCCAAGGUGGAGAUCGCGCUGCUCAGUGUCAUCUUCGUCAGUGCCGCCAUCCUCAACACCACCCUGCUGCUCGUCCUCUGGAGGCAGCGCAAACAGAUGUCGAGGAUGCGCGUCUUCGUCUUCCACCUGUGCCUGGCCGAUCUGGUGGUGACUUUUUUCCAGGUGUGUCCGCAGCUCAUGUGGGACAUCACCGACAGAUUCGUCGGACCGGACCUGGUGUGCCGCCUGGUGAAGUACCUGCAGGUCCUCGGCAUGUUUUCAUCGACCUACAUGAUCGUGGUGAUGACAGUCGACAGAUACCAAGCUGUCUGCAACCCGAUGGUCAAGUUCCAGCGGGCGCGCACAAGACUGAACAUCCCUGUGUGCGUGGCGUGGGGGAUUUCACUGCUGGGCAGCCUGCCGCAGGUUUUCAUCUUCUCACAGGUCGAGGUGGAGCCCGGUGUGUUUGACUGCUGGGCUGACUUCAUCCAGCCGUGGGGGCUGCAGACAUACAUAACCUGGACAACGCUGGUCAUUUUUGUUCUACCUGUUGUUACAGUCCUUGUUUGUCAAGUGCGCAUCUGCCGAGCCAUCCAGAUCAACCUGUACCAAAAGAUUCAACAGCAGGGCAGCGUGAGUCUCCCUCUCCCAUCCAGAGCCACCGGUGUGGCCGGCAUGUCCAAGGCCAGGGUGAAGACGCUGAAGAUGACAGUGGUCAUAGUUCUGGCUUAUAUCAUCUGCUGGGCUCCCUUCUUCACUGUCCAGCUGUGGUCCGCAUGGGACAUACAUGCGCCAAAAGAAACUGCCACUUUCACCAUCCUGAUGUUGCUGGCCAGUCUGAACAGCUGCGCGAAUCCCUGCAUUUACCUUCUGUUCAGCGGGCAGUUUCCCAAGAGGCUGGUGACGUUCCUGUGCCAGCGGCGGUCCGACGGCAAAGAUUCGAUGCACGACGAGGCGACGCUGGUCAGCGCCUUGUACAUGAGCUUCAGAAAUGUCUCUGAGUCCAAAUGAGGGCGACACGUUAUUAUCUGGACACGGGAAAAGCUUGAGGUCGGUGCGCCUCGAGAUGCUGCCUCUCAGCUUAUCUGCAUUUCAGCGACUGCUUCUACUUCUGAGCAGGAGAUAUGCAGACAAGAUGUACUGGAUCUAUCUGCGUGUCUGGCAUAUGGAAAGAUGUCACCGAGGCAUUAAACAAACGCAAACCAAAAGUAAAUGCGUGGCCAUGAGUUGGAGCUGCGCUCCAGAUGUUGCCGGGAAGGAAAGCAACCAGUAAAGACUCUGUAAACAACUGGUGUUGAUCAUAUCAUCACAUUGUUAUGACGGUGACAGUGUCAUUGUAAAACAUAGAUAGAUUCCUCACGUGUAAUACAAGCUUGGAACACUUCAGACUGAGUGACAGCAAUUACCAUUUAUUGUUAUUUUGUGCAAUUUUGAAGGACAUGCCAGUACAUCUAUGUGAACUUACACCACAGUUCCUUUGAGUUGAGCUCAGAGGUGAUAACAUGUCCUUUAUCUUUAGUUUUGUUUUACAAAGAGAACGCUAUCACAAAGAGUGACAGUAAGACCAAGAGUGACCACAAACACUGCAACAUGUGUCUGCUGCCUCCCCAAAGCUGCUUUAACAUUACUGCAUUUAAAUAUUGUGAAAUGUGAUCUCUGUGUUGAAAUAUGUGUUAAAAGGUCACGCUGAGUGGCUGUAUUCAUAAUUUCUUCUUGUUCAGGCUGUAACCAAAUAUGUGUGGAAUAAAGUCAUAUUCUCACAACUGUUCAUUAUUUUCUUGUGUGUCAUUAGAUCUGAAAAGCCACUGAUGACAAAUCAAGAGCAAAAUCAUGAUUAUUCAUAUUU
Molecule: messenger RNA, 2089 nt
Organism: Acanthopagrus latus (yellowfin seabream)
Lineage: Eukaryota; Metazoa; Chordata; Actinopteri; Spariformes; Sparidae
Product: vasopressin V2 receptor-like
Exons: 3
Coding region: 211-1254 (347 amino acids)
Biological process (GO): G protein-coupled receptor signaling pathway; positive regulation of vasoconstriction; regulation of systemic arterial blood pressure by vasopressin
Cellular component (GO): membrane
Molecular function (GO): vasopressin receptor activity; peptide binding
Source: RefSeq, a predicted model, not a curated record